Messenger RNA from Phycomyces blakesleeanus NRRL 1555(-), 298 nucleotides. RefSeq lists its product as hypothetical. Bases 1 to 246 code for a protein of 81 amino acids. Lineage: Eukaryota; Fungi; Mucoromycota; Mucoromycetes; Mucorales; Phycomycetaceae. The record is from RefSeq and is a predicted model, not a curated record. The transcript is spliced from 3 exons.
AUGUCAUCAUCUAAUGACGAAAGCAUAAAAUUUUUUCACAGUUAUUUAGUAAGAGUGCCAGCCAGACCAUCUCUGUUUUCCUCUUGUGCAUGCGGCGUGUCGGAUGGAUGGGUGUUGCCCAUAGCUAGCCUCACACCCCAGCGUUCCCGAUCUCCUCCCCACUCCGUUCUCUUCCACGAAGUCAGGACAGGUCUACGCCCUGUGGAGGAUGGAUCCGCCUUUAUAGGUGGUGAACUAAGAUUCUGACGAUAUAUUUGAAUAUUAAUAAAAUUUUUUUUUAAACCAUUUUUGUCUGCCC